Molecule: messenger RNA, 933 nt
Organism: Odocoileus virginianus texanus
Lineage: Eukaryota; Metazoa; Chordata; Mammalia; Artiodactyla; Cervidae
Product: olfactory receptor 8B3-like
Biological process (GO): sensory perception of smell; G protein-coupled receptor signaling pathway
Cellular component (GO): membrane
Molecular function (GO): odorant binding; olfactory receptor activity; G protein-coupled receptor activity
Source: RefSeq, a predicted model, not a curated record
AUGGCUCCUGGAAAUUACUCUUUUGUGACUGAAUUCAUUCUGUUGGGAUUAACAGACCAACCAGAUCUCCAACUCCCCCUAUUUUUUUUAUUUCUAGGAAUGUAUAUCGUCACUGUGCUGGGGAAUUUGGGCUUGAUAAUCCUAAUUGCACUGAAUUCACACCUGCACACCCCCAUGUACUUUUUCCUCUUUAACUUGUCCUCUAUAGACCUCUGUUAUUCUUCUGUGUUUACACCAAAAAUGCUAAUUAAUUUCACAUCAAAGAAGAAUACUAUUUCUUAUAUGGGAUGCAUGACUCAGCUCUACUUUUACUGCUUUUUUGUCAUUUCUGAAUGCUAUCUGCUGACAUCAAUGGCCUAUGACCGCUAUGUGGCCAUCUGUAAGCCACUUUUGUAUAAUGUUAUCAUGUCCCCUAAAGUGUGUUCCAGGCUUAUGCUUGCUUCCUACUUGAUGGCCUUUUCUGGUGCCAUGGCUCACACUGGAUGCAUGCUGAGACUGACGUUCUGUGAUGCAAACACCAUCAACCAUUAUUUGUGUGACAUCUACCCUCUCCUCUAGCUCUCCUGCACAGGUACCUACAUCCUUGAGCUGGAAGUUAUCAUCAUGUCAGGCAUCAAUAUCACUGUGCCCAGGCUCACUAUCUUUAUCUCUUAUGGCCUCAUCCUUGCCAACAUCCUCCACAUCAAGUCCACAGAGGGCAGGUCCAAAGCCUUCAGCACCUGCAGUUCCCACAUCAUUACUGUUUCUCUGUCCUUUGGAUCAGGGGCAUUUAUGUAUCUCAAACCAUCUUCUGCAGUGUCUAUGGAUGAGGGUAAAAUCUCUUCUGUCUUUUAUACCAAUACUGUUCCCUUCCUCAAUCCAUUAAUUUACAGCAUGAGGAACAAAGAUGUCAAACAUGCUCUGAGAAAAACCCUGAGGAGGAGACAGUUUUGA